AUGCCUCUGGGGUUAUAGUUCAAAUUUGAUAUAAUAGCUAGCAACAUUUUGUCCUCUUUGCGAGACAAUCAAAAUUCUUAAACCAAAUCAACAAAAAUUCAGCUGUAAAAUGUGGGAAUAUCGCCACGAUAUUGACUUUCAAACAUCGGUAAAGAUAUCGCCGUACUGCUAUACUUGGCAAUCGGUUUGCUGGUUUAUGCUCAAGGGCCUUGAUUUGUGGAGAUUCUUGGUAUGGGAUCGAUCCCCGACUUACUUGGUGAUUCUUACGAUUGUCCUGAUUGGACUCUCUUGGCUGGCAGUUAAGUCAUUCAGACGGAGAUGGAAUGAAGUGCCCAUGUCGGAGAUCCAAUCACUGAGAGAUCGUGUUCAGUUUGUAAACCAGGAUAUGGUCAUGUUGCAAGAUGCCCUCAAUGCGGCCAUAGUGUCUCAGCCACAAAACACUAAAUCUGAUGAGGAUAUAAAUGUUUUCGAUGCCUUGUAUGAAGCGGAGGCCAAAAACGAUGGUGAAACUUCUUUAGAGUCUCCUGAAUCGGCAGAGAUCCCUGAACCAACUACUGUAGAUCAGGAGGAAAAUAGUCCAGAACCAGAGAUUGCAGAACACCAGCCUCAAGAAGUUCCGCUGGUGAAAAAUAGGGUGCGAUUUGAGGAGAAUUUGCCAGUGAAUAAACCCCCAACCCCAAAGAAACCGAUUAUAAAACCAAAGCCGAAAAGGAGUAUAUCUCAAAAUACACGUGAUUUGAAAGAUAAAUUAGACGAGCCAAGUGGAUUGGAUCAAAUAAAUAUUCGUAAACGUCCUAUACCAAUUUCGGGUCCAGAAUGGAAGAUCUAGAAUGUUUUGUAUGGUUGCGAUAGUAAAGGCAAUAAUGUUACAUCACGUUUAAUAAAAUGAUUUGUAAUAAUUCGUAA
Molecule: messenger RNA, 906 nt
Organism: Drosophila takahashii
Lineage: Eukaryota; Metazoa; Arthropoda; Insecta; Diptera; Drosophilidae
Gene: saturn
Product: saturn
Source: RefSeq, a predicted model, not a curated record